Molecule: messenger RNA, 1404 nt
Organism: Amphiprion ocellaris (clown anemonefish)
Lineage: Eukaryota; Metazoa; Chordata; Actinopteri; Pomacentridae
Product: guanine nucleotide-binding protein G(o) subunit alpha-like
Exons: 10
Coding region: 58-1212 (384 amino acids)
Biological process (GO): adenylate cyclase-modulating G protein-coupled receptor signaling pathway
Cellular component (GO): heterotrimeric G-protein complex
Molecular function (GO): G-protein beta/gamma-subunit complex binding; G protein-coupled receptor binding; GTPase activity
Source: RefSeq, a predicted model, not a curated record
AGCUCAAAAACACUUCACCUGACUUGUUUGCAGUUUCUUCUGGGAAUCAACCGACACAUGGGCGUGAAGAGCCACAAGAGAGGGAUGUUUUGUUGUCCAAAUAUACUGACAUCCCCUCUGCAGAUCUGCAUGGGAACCUGCCUUCCCCACGAGAUCACAGAGGAGAAUAAAAAAGCCAAAAUUCAGAACUCUAAAAUAGAACAGGACCUUAGUGAACACGCCAGGGCUGAGAAGAAUGUGGUCAAAAUACUCAUGCUUGGAACUGCGGAGAGUGGAAAGAGUACAAUAGUCAAACAGAUAAAGAUAAUUCACAGUGAUGGCUUCUCCAUACAGGAGCUCAUGAGUUUCAAGCCAGCAGUACUCGAUAACCUCUUGACAUCUAUGAAGAUUGUUCUACAAGGAAUGGGAAUGUUGAGGAUUAACCUCGCAAACAUGAAGAAUAAGAUGCAUGCCCAGUCCAUCCUCUCCUGCAGCCAGUGUCUGGGCGACGACCAGGACCUGCUUCCCUUUGUGGCUCAUGCAUUCUGUUCUCUCUGGGCCGACCAAGGGGUUCGAGCAGCCGCAGCCAGAGGCUACGAGUUUGAGCUGAAUGACUCUGCGCUCUAUUUCUUUGAGAACAUAAGUCGAAUCAUCAAACCAAACUACAUCCCCACAGAGACGGAUGUCCUGAGAGUCAGAGUGAGGACCUGUGGAAUCAUUGAGACGCAGUUUCAAGUUAAUGAAAUUAUGUUGCGGUUGUACGAUGUCGGGGGCCAGCGAAGUGAGAGGAGGAAGUGGCUGAGCUGCUUUGACUGUAUUCAAGUUGUGUUGUUUGUUGUGGCCCUCAGCACCUAUGAUAUGACACUGUUGGAUGUUCCAUCAGUGAAUCGGCUGCAGGAAAGUCUAGAACUCUUUUCAUCAAUCUGCACAAACACAGUCUUCCAGAAAACCUCCCUGAUUCUGUUUAUGAACAAAACUGACCUUUUCCGGGAGAAGAUUCUACAUUCUGGGAGACACUUGAGAUUUUACCUUUCUAGCUAUAAAGGAGCAGAUUGCGAUGUGGAUGCUGCAGCCCAUCACAUCACUGCCAUGUUCUCCACAUGCAGCGGCCCUGGCAAGCCCGUGUACCACCACUACACCACCGCCACAGACACCGACAACAUACAGCUGGCCUUCCACAUGGUCAAUGACCAGAUUAUCAAGGAGAACCUGGCAGCCGUCCAGCUGCUGUGAAAUUCUCCUGCAGACUCUUUAAAUUGUGUUUUUAGUCAUUCAUUUCUUUAAGUUUUUAUCACAGCUGUUUUUUUCUAUGUGAAAAUGCCUUAAUCGUUUAAAAUUAAUUGUUCAACUGGCUAAUAAGUUAUGGAUUUUCAAGCUGUGCAAUUUCCUUUUAUUUUAAAUCAUUUUAAAUAAAAUAUUUGUGGA